Messenger RNA from Cavia porcellus (domestic guinea pig), 921 nucleotides. RefSeq names its product protein FAM170A-like. Gene Ontology annotation, biological process: fertilization. Lineage: Eukaryota; Metazoa; Chordata; Mammalia; Rodentia; Caviidae. Gene Ontology annotation, cellular component: nucleus. The coding region runs from base 1 to 921 and encodes 306 amino acids. The record is from RefSeq and is a predicted model, not a curated record. The transcript is spliced from 4 exons.
AUGGCUCUAAUGCAAGAUGACCAAGCAGCAGAGAGUUCUCCCUCCACCCUGGAGGACUUCUCCUAUGGAAGCAAAUUCCUGGAUGCAGAAUUGGAACACUCUCCAGAGCAUGCCUCUGAGACACAUGAGGUGAUUCAAAGCUCAAGUCUGGAUGCAGGAGAGACUUUGUCUGCCUCAGAACAUUUGCCCUGCAUUUCUUCUUCAAGCACGCGCUUUCCUGUGGACCAGGAUGGUCCGGGAUCUUACAAGGUGCUUUCAAAUCAAGAUCCAAUGGAGACGGAGAAUUCCCUCUUCAUGCCGCACUAUGAUUUACCUUCCUCCUUGGCCAGUCGCCCCUCGGUGUCUGUAGCAGCUACUGAAAAGGAAAGAAUACUGAAUGUUUACUACAAGCCUGUCAGAGUGAAGAGGGGUGUGGCUGUUUUGGAGGAUACAGAAGAUUUGGAGCCUCCUGCAAAAAUGAUAAAAAUAGGAAAUGUUGUCUGUCAGGAAGGGAUCCCUCCAGAAAUCAGCUUCUCUUCCAUGAGCCUCACAAGUAUCCUAAGUCUGCGUGAUGGCGGCUUGGAUAGUGAACUGCAAGGAGAAAGAGAAGAGGCUGAGAAGCCACCUGAGAAUCUGGCCUUAGAGGCAGAUCCCAGUGCCACGGCACCUGCAGAGCUGGAGCACAUGUAUAGUGGCUUUAGGUGCAUGGGCUGCCUCCAGGUCUUCCCUAAUUUGCAGAUGCUCAAGAAACACCUGGAGGAUGGGGCAGAGGAGGGUGGUUCAUGCAUUAAUCUUGGCUUUCCCAAAAUGAAUAACAGCAAGAUCUCAAGGAGCAUGGAGGCAAAUACAACAGCAUAUGGAGAUGAUAUGGAGAUGGCUUUAUGGUGCAGCCUACUGGAGCAGGCCCUGCAGCUGGGUGCUGGUUCUCUGCUCUACGCUUAG